Messenger RNA from Cornus florida, 776 nucleotides. Its product is annotated as protein GRIM REAPER. The transcript has a single exon. Bases 1 to 456 code for a protein of 151 amino acids. NCBI's taxonomy places the organism in Eukaryota, Viridiplantae, Streptophyta, Magnoliopsida, Cornales, Cornaceae. The record is from RefSeq and is a predicted model, not a curated record.
AUGGCAACCUUUCUACUCAAACUCUCAACCAUUCUCUCUCUAACCAUCUUUCUACUUCCCUUCCAUUCUCAAACAGCCUUGUCAACCGGCCGCAUCCAAGACGACGAAGAGUACGUACUCGACAACCCGUUUGUCAACAACUCGAGACUGAGAGGCCGGUUCUUGACCACUGUCGUCAAGAAAGGCACACACUGCGACCCCGUCACCAACAAUGUGUGUGACGGUGUCUCGGCCAACAAUGGUACAAGCCUUUUGCACUGUUGCAAGACGCAUUGCCGCAAUGUUCUAAGCGACAAAAAUGAGUGUGGGCAGUGCGGGCACAAGUGUGCAUUUGGUGAGCUAUGCUGCAAUGGAAGUUGCACCAACGUUGCCAACAAUGAUGCACACUGUGGCAAAUGUGACACGGCAUGCUCGCCGGGGGUUAAAUGCGAGUAUGGUGUUUGUGGGUAUUCUUGAAUCACACCGCCACUUGAUUCAGGAAAAAAAAAAAAAGAAUCACACCACUUGUGUGGUUAAAAAAAAAAAAAAAAUUGUAGUUAGGGGAGUUUGGAAAUGGAAAUUAAGAUGGUUUAAUUAAUAAUAAGUGAUUUUUGGUUCAACCAGUUGAUAUGGUUUGGGCUGCUUGUUUUCUGCAGAGGAAGGAUAAUGCUUUGUAUCUAGAUUCAUGUUUUUGCCAUCCUCUAGUACUUCUAUAUAUACAUAGUUUUUUGUUUGUUUGUUUGUAAACAUGAGUUCAUGUUAUCAAUAAAAGAGAUAAUUUACGUUUUUCAUUGGCA